Molecule: messenger RNA, 1183 nt
Organism: Lepus europaeus (European hare)
Lineage: Eukaryota; Metazoa; Chordata; Mammalia; Lagomorpha; Leporidae
Gene: TNNT2
Product: troponin T2, cardiac type
Exons: 16
Coding region: 123-1019 (298 amino acids)
Biological process (GO): regulation of muscle contraction; sarcomere organization; cardiac muscle contraction
Cellular component (GO): troponin complex
Molecular function (GO): troponin I binding; tropomyosin binding; troponin C binding
Source: RefSeq, a predicted model, not a curated record
GGGCUGGCUCGCAAGGCCCAGCCCGCACGCCUGCCUAAAGCCCUGCCCGGCCCGCUCCUCGCCCAGUACUGCGGAGGCUGAGCACGCGGCUCCAGCUCCUGCGCUCAGGGAGAGCAGCAGCCAUGUCUGAGUUGGAAGAAGUGGUGGAGGAGUACGAGGAGGAGCAGGAAGAGGAAGCUGCAGCAGAAGAGGAGGACUGGAGAGAGGAAGAGGAUGAGCAGGAGGCAGGGGAAGAGGAGGAGGCUGGGGGCGGAGCCGAAGCUGAGGCUGAGACCGAGGAGACCCAGGCCGAGGAAGAUGGACAAGAAGAGGGAGAUAAAGAGGAUGAAGAUGGCCCCGUGGAGGAGUCCAAACCCAAGCCAAGGCCCUUCAUGCCCAACUUGGUGCCGCCCAAGAUCCCCGAUGGCGAGAGAGUGGACUUCGACGACAUCCACCGCAAGCGCAUGGAGAAGGACCUGAACGAGCUGCAGACGCUGAUCGAGGCGCACUUCGAGAACCGGAAGAAGGAGGAGGAGGAGCUGGUUUCUCUCAAGGACAGGAUCGAGAAGCGGCGUGCGGAGCGGGCCGAGCAGCUGCGCAUCCGGGCGGAGCGCGAGAAGGAGCGGCAGAACCGCCUGGCUGAAGAGCGCGCCCGGCGCGAGGAGGAGGAGAGCAGGAGGAAGGCGGAGGACGAGGCGCGCAAGAAGAAGGCGCUGUCCAACAUGAUGCACUUCGGCGGCUACAUCCAGAAGACAGAGCGCAAAAGUGGGAAGAGGCAGACUGAGCGGGAGAAGAAGAAGAAGAUUCUGGCCGAGAGGAGGAAGGUGCUGGCCAUUGACCACCUGAAUGAAGAUCAGCUGAGGGAGAAGGCCAAGGAGCUGUGGCAGAGCAUCUAUAACCUGGAGGCGGAGAAGUUCGACCUGCAGGAGAAGUUCAAGCAGCAGAAAUACGAGAUCAACGUCCUCAGAAACAGGAUCAACGACAACCAGAAAGUCUCCAAGACCCGCGGGAAGGCCAAAGUCACCGGACGUUGGAAGUAGAGGCCAACCUUGGAAGUCGGAGACCGCCCGCCCGUUCAUGUCCCCGCCUGCGCGCCCCAGCCGCCGCGCCCUCCUGGGCACCCAAGGCCGACUCGUGUCUGGAGACCCCCACUCCCGACCGCCCCCACCCACACCACGCUGAAAUAAAGUCAUCUUGCACCGCA